AUGUCGGCCAGAAAUGGUGCUUCGGGCAUCAGCAAAGAGGGUCCCGAAGCAGACAAGAGGCUGCUAGGCAAGCGUAAAGAAGUUCUGCUAGGAAGAUUGAGGCGUUACCUGAACCAUCCGGACACCAAGCAUGAUCACAUCGACGCUUUACGGGAUGCUCUCCUUCCCAAAAUUUCUUAUCUCAGCGACAUUGACGCAAGACUUGAACUCGCCAAGUCUUGGUGCCGCAGUUCGCAUUCGGCCUAUUGCAAGCAUCAUAGAAGAGACUUUGAAGUUGUGGACAAACUGGCGUGGGCAUCACUCAUGAUGGCGCCGAUGGAGGCCAUUCGCAAAUUCCACGAUGAAGAGUUGUUUCCCAAACGUGGUUAUCUUCCGGCUCACCAUUACGAGCCCAAGGAUGGCCUCAACGCGGUCGAAGUAAAGGACCAUCUGAGAGGCGAUAUCAAACAAGCUAUUUCCGCUUCUUCACUCCGAGACGAGAGCACUUGCGUUGUCACAAAGUCUGCCGACCCCAGGGUUUGUCUGGUCCUUCCUUUUCCUACUUCGCAAACUGCUGCUUCGUUGGAGUAUAUCUUGCAUAAAGAUUCGGGAGACAUUUUUGGCUUUGAGAUUCGCAAGUAUCUCGCUGUUUUACAGUCGCUGGCUACCGUCUUCUCUUUGGUGAACAUGAUCUCCCUCAACGAGAUACUCUCGAAAUGGUGGGCGAAGGCGUGGAUUGCCCUCGAGCCUAUCUCACAAACCGACUGCUCCAUCCGGCUCCGGCUUAGAUGGCUCCGAAAAGCCAUGUUUGAUCAGGAAAGGGAUCAUAGAGUUGGCAGGCUCGAAUCUGUCCGAGGAUCCUACGCCAAAGUGGUGUGCAUCGACAUGGACCCCCGCAUGGUCUCUCGGGAGAGACUCACUCAGUCUGGAAAGUCUCUUCGCAUGGUCCACUUUGAAACACGUGAGUACGUCGAGGACGGCUACGAGUUCGACAUUACUGCGGCCAGGAAGGAAGACCUCCCAGACUUUGGACUGCUCAAGGUUCGGUACAUCCUUUCGAUAGCUUUGUCACUGACGGGCGAGGGGUUAGCCGAGGACGAUCAGCAGUGA
Colletotrichum tamarilloi is the source of this 1089-nucleotide messenger RNA. RefSeq lists its product as uncharacterized. The transcript has 3 exons. NCBI's taxonomy places the organism in Eukaryota, Fungi, Ascomycota, Sordariomycetes, Glomerellales, Glomerellaceae. Bases 1 to 1089 code for a protein of 362 amino acids. The record is from RefSeq and is a predicted model, not a curated record.